Messenger RNA from Ficedula albicollis (Collared flycatcher), 1480 nucleotides. RefSeq names its product TraB domain containing (gene TRABD). The transcript has 9 exons. Lineage: Eukaryota; Metazoa; Chordata; Aves; Passeriformes; Muscicapidae. The record is from RefSeq and is a predicted model, not a curated record. Bases 251 to 1237 code for a protein of 328 amino acids.
AGGCUGCUGCAGAUCCAAUGUCGUCCUCUGAUGCACCAGAAGAUGGCCCAAAGGAAACGUCAAGUGUAUCGCAGAAUAUCUCUUCUCUCUUUCCCUUACUGAACUGCGUGGACAACCUGUCCCAGUGUCCACAGGGUAGGAAACCUGGACUGAGACCCAUGCUUGGAGGCAGCCUCUCCAGUGAUGGCACUCUCAAUGAUGUAGCUUCAGAAUUGAAUCUGAUGCAGAUGCAUUUAAAAUUCUCUUGGAGAUGAAGCUGAAGAAGAGGCAGAAAAGACCUGCUUUACCAAGCACUGUGACUGAGCUUGAUGCUGAGGAUGGUUCUAAAGUAUAUGUGGUUGGAACAGCCCACUUCAGUGACAGCAGCAAAAAGGAUGUAGUAAAGACAAUACAAGAAGUGCAGCCUGAUGUAGUUGUGGUGGAACUAUGUCAGUACAGAGUUUCUAUGUUAAAGAUGGACGAGAAGACAUUACUAAAAGAAGCCAAAGAAAUAAAUCUGGAAAAACUUCAACAAGCUAUAAAGCAGAACGGAGUCAUGUCUGGAUUGAUGCAAAUGCUGCUUCUGAAGGUUUCUGCACACAUCACAGAACAGCUGGGAAUGGCCCCAGGAGGAGAAUUCAGGGAGGCUUUCAAAGAGGCUAGUAAAGUACCUUUCUGUAAAUUCCACCUUGGAGACCGACCCAUCCCUGUUACAUUUAAGAGAGCAAUUGCUGCGCUUUCCUUCUGGCAAAAAGUCAAGCUUGCCUGGGGCCUUUGCUUCUUAUCUGACCCCAUCAGUAAAGAUGAUGUGGAGAAAUGCAAACAGAAGGAUUUACUGGAACAGAUGAUGGCAGAAAUGAUUGGAGAAUUCCCUGAUCUUCAUCGAACGAUUGUCUCUGAACGAGAUAUUUACUUGACCUACAUGCUGAAGCAAGCAGCAAAGCAGAUAGAACUACCUCGAGCUUCAGAAAAUGAACCUAGAAAAUACAUCCCAGCUGUUGUAGUUGGUGUUGUUGGUAUGGGUCACGUACCUGGAAUUGAAAAGAACUGGAAUUCUGACCUAAAGAUCCAGGAAAUAAUGAGUGUGCCUCCUCCAUCAGCUUCAAGUAAGAUUUUCAAAUUUGUUUUAAAAGCAACAGUUUUUGGACUGCUGGGAUAUGGCUGCUACCGAAUAGGUCACAGGACAGUUCAGUUUGUUCUCUCAAUGCCAGCAACACAGAGCUAUCUUCAGAGGCUGACAGAGGUGCCUCAGCAAUGAACAUGGAGUGGAGGCUCUGUGUGAAGAAGGUGGCUGAAGAAAGGGUGAUAGAGGCAACGCAUGAGCUGGACUGAAGGAUGAGGAUUCUAGUCAGAGCUGAUUGAAGCUGAGCAACACUCAAUCACUAAAUAAUAAAAUAUUUGAUACACCAGCUAUGAUCUAAUCAAUAGUUUGAAUCUUGAUAGGUGUGUUGCAUGAAACCAGAUGAUUCCAGAUUGAGCUAAAAGAAAUGCGUAUGCAAUU